AUGAAGAUCAAGCAAGAGCUAUUUAUGAUUUCCGUUUACAUACUGACGACUGCAACUUGUACGGAUGAUUAUAAGUACGAUGGAGUGAAGAAGAUGCCGCAAGAAUAUAUAAGUACAGUCAUCAGAUGUCAUUACAUCGAAAGAGAUGCUUACGCUUCGAAGGAAGGAAAGGAUAUUUCGUCGAGGAUAUUUACAGGACUUCAAUAUUCGGAUGCUCUCGCAACUGAAGCGAAGCUAGCGAUACACAGGAAAAGCAAGCAUAAACGUGAUAAAUGCACUGUAAAGAAGCUCUCACCCAAAACAUUCGAAAAUCAGUCACCUUUGGCAUUCUGUAAAAUCGUUGUUACGUGGUUUGAAACAGAACAAAGGAAAAACGGCGCAUUUGCAAAGAUGAUGCGAGGAUCUCCUACGAGAUUCGGCUGUGCAGUGAAUUUCAGAAGGGAUAAGUUUCAAGUCGUUUGCUUGUACAGUAGAAUCUGUCAGAGAAGUACAGAUCAAGGAUGUAUGAAAGGAAAUAUUUGCGAACCACCGCCUCGAAAAAAGUGA
Molecule: messenger RNA, 546 nt
Organism: Cylicocyclus nassatus
Lineage: Eukaryota; Metazoa; Nematoda; Chromadorea; Rhabditida; Strongylidae
Source: the annotation of a GenBank genome assembly